CCGGGAUUGCGACGGGGACGAGGAUACGGCCUGUUGUGCGGCAUGGUGGUUUGCCCACGGGGGAGCCCACACAGAGUUGAGUGCCAUCGCUAUCCGUGUGAUGCAUAUGCGGACGUCCGCCUCUCCUGCUGAGAGGAAUUGGGCAGAGCACGAGCGCAUUCAGAUGGCGAAGCACAACAAGCUUGGUUUUGCCAAGCUGGCACAACUGGUCGAGAUUACGAGUAAUCUCAAACUGGAUUCAUGCAGGCAGCACAGUGGUGGGUAUGUCAUGUCGUGGAUCAUGGACAGUCACGAGGACCAGAGACCUCGUGAGGCCACUGGCAAGGAUGAAGAGGACGACGGCCCGGAGCCGGCGGCAUGGGGGGUCAGAGCAAUUGGGACCUUCGGCGAUGUUGAGCAGAGGAGGCAGAUUGAUGUCUUCGUAUGUGACGGCACAUCCCCUUCGCGAGAGGUGUCGGUUGUUUAUGGGCAGAGGGAAGCCACAUUGCUGCAUUACGACCAUGUGCCUCCUCCCGCAAAGGACGCCACUGUUCAGGAUGCACAGGCUGGGGAGGUCGACUGGACAGACCCGGAGAACCUUGCGCCGGGAGGGACAGGACCGAAGAGCAGCGGAGAGGACGAGCCUGACACGAAGGAGCGUCUGACGGAUGCACGGUUUGAUCCCAACCACCACUCGUUCGUGCAGUCACAGGAGCUGCGUCGAUCGGGGAGGUUGGCUGGGCAGGGCGGUGCGCACUCGCAACACCUUGACGACAUCCCAUUGGGGAGCGGACUCUGGUCACUCCUCCACACGGUUGUGAUCAGUGCGGAUGUUGUUGUGGAGGAGGAGGCAGGGUUGCGCACUGAUCGUGCGGUUGGUGAGAGUUUUCCGCGACACAGUCCUGUUAUGGAGGGUGAAGUCCACAUUGGCGACGAGGAUCAGUUGUCCCCACCACGGGACGUAGAGGGGGACAUAUCCCUCGCGUUGAUUGUGAGGCCCCCGUCGACUUUUUACACCGAUGACGGUAUCACGGGUUGCCGCAUGGAUGACAGGCCGGGGGGGUCCACUACAACCGUUCUUGAUCCAGAGGAGCUGGAGCGCACGAAGAUGGAGGACCCUUACAAUCACACAAGUCGGAGGAGCGAUCCCCGCCGACCAACAGAUGGAUUCGUGUCGCCCCCGAGAUGGUUUUCCCGACCCCAGGCGCGGUUGAUGAUAGACGUCGAGGAUUGCCUUUGCACGUCGGGCGAGGAGGGCGAUUUACAUGUGCCAGCAGGGGCGCGACGUCAUGGCUCGCUCAGUGGACUGGACAAUCAGAUCGCUGCCGAGCGUCAGCGUUUGGACGACUUGGUUCGGGAGCGUGACGGGCUGGCGGAGACGGAGGGACACAGGGAUGAGGCGGACACGGCGACAAAGCCCAUCGAUGUUGUCGGGCAGAGGGAGAGGGCUAGGAGAGCGGCGGCGGCUGCUGCUGCCAGGGCUGCCACAACAGCCUCAGUAGGGCAUCCGGACGACGCACCUCGACACGAAGAGAGAGUGACACGUAGGCGGGGAGAGAGUGCACCUUUUGCGAGCGGAUCAGACGCAUCACAUCACGAGACUCGUGCGAGGCGUAGCGGGAGGAGUUAGACACUUGCCUUGCCAGGGCACUUGGUUCUUCAGUCUUCAUUGACUCAUCUCCCGUCUAUGUGCUCAUGAAACCCUCUCCCUCGAUCUACCCAACAUGCUCUUGUAUGCCAUUGUAUGGUGCUUAAUCGUGGUGUGUGACAUUGUGUGACAUUGUGUGUGUUGUUGUGUGACAUUGCUUGAUGGUGCUUACAAUGGACCCUCGCACCCGAUGACACCCUUUGACAACCUUGGCAAGGGCCCCCCCCACCCUCCACAGAGUCCCCUCCCCCAAUGGCCCCUUGAAGGCUUGAAAACAUAUUUUUGAAAAUGACUCCACAAAUGAAGUCCAAACUACAAG
This is a messenger RNA of Chara braunii, 1946 nucleotides long. The record is from the annotation of a GenBank genome assembly. NCBI's taxonomy places the organism in Eukaryota, Viridiplantae, Streptophyta, Charophyceae, Charales, Characeae.